Trichoderma atroviride IMI 206040 is the source of this 624-nucleotide messenger RNA. RefSeq lists its product as uncharacterized. The record is from RefSeq and is a predicted model, not a curated record. NCBI's taxonomy places the organism in Eukaryota, Fungi, Ascomycota, Sordariomycetes, Hypocreales, Hypocreaceae.
AUGACUACCUUUAAGAAUCACGAAGAGAUUCUGGAAACCGCUUUCCGCGACCCCCAAAACACCGCAAUCAAUUUGGAGCCCUCCAAUGUAAACAGAGUCAUCAAGAGCGGAGCCUAUGACGCCGAUCCGAAUAUACAUUACACGAAAACCCAAUUAUGGGACAUGGAAUACAACAAGGCGUAUAACCCGGAAAAAUACUUGCGACACAUCUUGCGGCCAGGAAGCGUUCGGAUCUUCAAUGUACAGAAAGAUGGCCCGAGAGAGACAUUUGUCCGCGUUUCAGACCAAGUAACAUGGGUGGACCCUUCCAAAUACAGCACGGUCAUUGAGCAAGUUCUCAUAGACAACGAAAGGCAGCGAGCAUUCUUCAUUGGUGUCCCGGAAGUCGAAGACCCAGAGGGCAAGAAAAUUGUCUCGGGAGACCAAGUGCUUUUCCAUGUCGAGCACUCUGCGGCUGGAGCUGAAGACGAACCGCUCAACAUUUGGCGAAUUGUCCACUUAGACAAGGACGAAGACGGAAAGAUAAAGGAGGCGUUUGCGAAGAUGGGUGCUGCACCGUACCUAAGAGAGUUUAACGAGGUGUAUAUCCGUGAGGAUCUGGGCAAGAAGCUGAUUCGGAUUUGA